GGCUCGGCUCAAAUGUCAAACGCUACUAUUUCGUCAACAGAGUCGUGGCGCGGUAGUUGGAUUUUAUAAAAUAACAACAAAUACUGCAAUAGUUUUCAUAAAGGAAAAUGGAUAUAAAGUGGUAAAACUCAGUGCAUUGCUCCACGUCGCGAACUUAUUGUUACAAAUCGUGCUAUUCCGGCGAAUGUUUAGUCGCGUAGUUUUAGCGAACAGUUUCAUAUUGAUUUUUAUUCUUCGCCGGUUUUGUAACGUUGUUUUAGAGAUAAAUAUAUUUUGAUAAACUAUUUUAGAAUAAAUAAGUAAACUCAGUUUUGUGUAGAAAUAAGUUAGUUAUUAUAAAGUGUUAUACGCAAAAAUAACUUUCGGUCCUGCAUUGUGUUGUACCUAACGUGGGAAACGACUUUUCAGGCACAUCAACAUGGAGAAAGUAGAAUCUGCUUUGGACGUGUUAUCGCGCGCUGCAACCAUGGUGCAACCUUGCCCUGCGUAUCCCGCCAGUGAUUCCGAAAGCUUCGAGACCCCGAGCACAGCGUCGAGUGGCGAGUCGGAAGGAGACCGGACGCUGUCCCCCGAGACGCCUCGCGCUCAGCACAAAGAACUUACUGGGAAAUGGAGGCGGGAACGGCGAUCCACGCGUUUGCCCGAAUACAGGCCAAGGGAGAAUGGCAAAAUGGCGUUGCGGUCACAGUCGUUCAACGAGCGACGCGCCGCGCCGUCCAUUGCGCGCGCGCAGCCGCACAGCGACGGAGAGCUCUCCGAUGAGGUAGACGACGCGCCCGCUAACUUAGCGCUCAAUGGAAAAGCACCCCCGGAGUACCCCGGCGCAAAGCACGAGGCUCCCAUAGACAUGAGGCUGCGCGCCCGCCCCGCGCCUCCGCCCUACAACCGACCUUCCGUCAUCAAGAGCAACGAUGCUCCACCUGGUUCAAUGUCAAUGUGCGAUCCUGUGAUAGAUGAGCACUUCAGGCGCUCCCUCGGCGACGAUUACAUGAGCCUGUUUAAGAAAAACACCGUCCCAACCGCAGAAAACAGUCAGCCCAACCCUAAACCGAACAUGAAAGACAGAGCCAGCAGUCCCAUACAAUUCAAGCCUGAAGAACAACCCAAACCAGCUAAAAUCAUCGCAAUGGAAGUUGACGACGCAAGCCUUUCCGUAGAUGAUCAUUUCGCCAAAGCGCUCGGAGACACAUGGAAGCAAAUACAAACCUCGAGAUUAAAAGACAACGAAAAUCAAACAACGAAAGGUGGUGUCGAUGACCACUUCAGCAAAGCACUAGGCGAUACGUGGAAGAAAAUCCAGUCCUCCAAACUCAACAUCGAAGACAACAAGUCAAAGGACCAGACCACCAAAAUUAUCACAAUGAGUGGUGUCGUUAUAUAAUGACGGCAAUCCACUCUGGGCGGUUCAGUUUAUGGCCCCGUAUUUUACGAGGCAUCGCACUUCUAACUGGAGUACCAAUAAAUAACCACUUGUUUAACCUAAAUAUCACCGUCGGUUUUUUAUUGUGGUAUGAAUUUAUCGCCGUUUUUCGAUUGUUAUCCAUGACAUUGGGGUAGUUGACUUGUCACCUAAUAAUACUUAUCCAUCCAGUUUUUGUAUAAUUAAUUAUUAUGAAUUUACAAAAAAAAUGCUUUAGUUUUAUAGCCACCCGCCUCUACUUUAUAGGUACCAGUAACUAAAUAUAAGUAACGUCAUAAUCUUAUUUCUCCUGUCUAAGGUGCGGUUUUUACAGACAUAGACACAUGAUUGACUAGAAUUUUGAUUUAGGGGGUCUGUUCUAUGUCCCAUGGGCAUGUGAGUUGUGACAUAAAUUAAUGCCUAAUGUUAUUUUUUUCGGUUAAAUGUUAUUGCUUUUUCUUCCUGCACAUUUUGUCAACUACCCGCAAAUCUGUUACCUUAAACUUUUGGAUAUACGAGAUCGUUUCUCUUCAAUGUAGUCAAUUAUUAGUCACCAUUACACGCUAAGUUAUUACCUCAAUUUAAUGCGCUUUUGCACAAUUCACUAUAUAGGAUAAAUUAAUGUACUGUCUGUCAGUGUUUUGAAGAAAGGGUAUUUGCAUUAUUUGGGUAUUAGGGGGAAAGAUACAUCUUCUUUUUAGUAGCUUUGCCAAAAAAAAAUGGUUGUGUAUCAUAUUAUCCUGAGCCAUUGUGUACUGGAAUCAUAAAAAAGUUUUCUCCUUA
Molecule: messenger RNA, 2182 nt
Organism: Maniola jurtina (meadow brown)
Lineage: Eukaryota; Metazoa; Arthropoda; Insecta; Lepidoptera; Nymphalidae
Gene: Tgi
Product: transcription cofactor vestigial-like protein 4
Exons: 6
Coding region: 419-1381 (320 amino acids)
Biological process (GO): negative regulation of DNA-templated transcription
Molecular function (GO): transcription coactivator binding
Source: RefSeq, a predicted model, not a curated record